Talaromyces rugulosus is the source of this 1038-nucleotide messenger RNA. RefSeq lists its product as uncharacterized. The record is from RefSeq and is a predicted model, not a curated record. Bases 1 to 1038 code for a protein of 345 amino acids. Gene Ontology annotation, molecular function: oxidoreductase activity. NCBI's taxonomy places the organism in Eukaryota, Fungi, Ascomycota, Eurotiomycetes, Eurotiales, Trichocomaceae. The transcript has a single exon.
AUGCAAGCUGUCCGUGUUCAUCCGGCCUCUGCCUCGUCCCUUGCUUACUCCCCUUCAAACCCGGCUCCCUCUUCUGCGCUCCACCUUGACCAAGGUCUGCCCAUCCCCAAGCCAUCAAAGCCAGGGGAGAUUUUAGUUCGAAUCAAGGCCACGACAGUAAUUCGUGACAUGCUGACAUGGCCUGAAACGUACAGCCAUGAAUACGCCAUUCCCGGCAACGACUUGUCCGGAGUCGUCGUGGAAACCUUCUCUCAGGAAAGCACGUUCAAGCCUGGCGACGAGGUCUUUGGAAUGGCAGACGCCGAUCGGCCUUGUACAUGGGCAGAAUACUGCAUUGUUCUUGAAGACGAAGUAGCCUUGAAACCGAAGGGCUUAGCCUGGGAUGCCGCAGCCGCAAUGCCGCUCAGUGCACAGACUGCCUACGAGGCAUUAUACGACCAUGCCGGUAUCCCUGUUCCUGAGUUAAGAGAUAAUUUGAAACAGGAGACCCAUCGCUCCUCAGCCUCGGAGCGAAAGCAGCGAGUGCUAAUCACCGGUGCCGCCGGCGCGGUAGGAAUCUAUCUCGUCCAACUAGCAUCCAUAUCUGGUUUGCACACUGUGACUGCAACAAGCUCGAAUGCUCGCAAUCAAGAGUUCUUGAAGAGCAUUGGUGCCGAUGAGACCAUAGAAUACAGCGCCCUGCUGAGCGAGGAGCGGGGAGGUUAUGAUGUUAUUAUCGAUACCGUUGGAGGCGAUAUCUUACUGGCGUGUUGGAAAAAUAUCAAAGAAGGCGGAAAACUUAUCUCAGUGGAUUCAGCAAGCUAUGAUUUUGUCGCUGACCACGAGAAGCGUGGAGUAAGCAAAGAAGGAGUUCAAGCGCUAUUUUUCAUCGUGAAAGGUAGCAACAGGGCUCUAAAAUUCCUAGCUCGGCUUGCAGAACUAGACACCUUGCGCUGUUUGGUACUACAGAAAUACCCUAUUUCUGAGGUGCAAGACGCAUAUAAUCAUGCGCAGGGUAGAUACUCUGGUCGAGGAAAGGUCAUUCUCACUGUGCCCUAG